This is a messenger RNA of Hevea brasiliensis (rubber tree), 1755 nucleotides long. RefSeq names its product desmethyl-deoxy-podophyllotoxin synthase-like. The transcript has 2 exons. The coding region runs from base 471 to 1595 and encodes 374 amino acids. The record is from RefSeq and is a predicted model, not a curated record. NCBI's taxonomy places the organism in Eukaryota, Viridiplantae, Streptophyta, Magnoliopsida, Malpighiales, Euphorbiaceae. Gene Ontology annotation, molecular function: monooxygenase activity; iron ion binding; oxidoreductase activity, acting on paired donors, with incorporation or reduction of molecular oxygen.
GAUGCUUGAGUUGAACAUGCACGCUUCAUACCUCAAUAAAUCUGAAGCAAGGUUCGUUAUUUCUUUCCAAUUAACACAAAAUGGUGCUUACAAUCUUCUCCUUGCCGAUGCUUUUCCCGUUCAUCUUCUUUAUCUUCAUGGUGAUGAAGAUAUCAAGAACUAGAGCCUUGAGUACUAAGCCUUUGCCCCCAGGGCCAUAGAAGCUACCCAUCAUAGGAAACCUUCACAAUUUACUUGGCUCCCUACCCCAUCGCAGACUUCAACACCUGGCCAAGAAAUAUGGACCUCUUUUGCACCUUCAACUUGGAGAAAUUACAACCAUAGUCGUUUCUUCUCCAGAAACCGCAAAAGAAGUUUUGAAAACUCAUGAUAUUAUCUUCGCCAACAGGCCCUUCAUCCUCGCAGCAACUAUCAUUUUUUAUGAUAAUGCAGACCUUGCUUGGGCACCAUAUGGAGAGUACUGGAGACAGAUGAGGAAAAUUUGCACGUUGGAGCUGCUAAGCGCUAAGCGGGUGCUAUCAUUCAGAUCAAUCAGAGAAGAAGAGGUAUCAGAUCUAAUGAGAAGCAUUUCUUCUAAUUCGGGAUCUCUGAUGAACCUUAGUAAGAUGUUGGCUGCUUUCUCAUUCGGUGUCAUUUCAAGGGCAGCCUUUGGCAGGACAAGGAACGUGCAAGAAUCAUUUGUACCUCUCAUUGAAGAAAUUAUUUUAUUAUCAGAAGGUUUUAGUAUUUCGGAUUUAUUCCCUUCCGUUAAAAUGCUUCGAAUGAUUAGUGGGAUGAGAUCUAGAUUGGAAAGGUUACAUCAGGAAGCAGACAGGAUACUUGAAAAUAUAAUCAAUGAUCACAAAGCCAGAAAAGCAGAGACUAAGCUUGCUGAUGAGGCUAAUGACCUUGUAGACGUUCUUUUGAAGCUUCAGGAUCAAGAAAACCGUGAGUUCCCUUUAACAAUCGACAACAUCAAGGCAGUAAUCCUGGACAUGUUCAUUGCUGGCAGUGACACUUCAUUUACAACUUCAGAAUGGGCGAUAUCAGAAAUGCUAAAAAACCCAAGAGUGAUGAAAAAGGCACAAGCAGAGGUAAGGCAAGUUUUCAGUGAAAAAGGUCAUGUUGAUGAAGCAGAUCUUGGAGAAUUAAAUUACUUGAAAUUAGUUAUCAAAGAGACUCUAAGAUUACACCCUCCCGUUCCUUUGCUAAUUCCAAGAGAAUCUCGAGAGCAGUGCGAGAUUAAUGGAUAUCAGAUACCCAUCAAAUCCAAAUUGAUUGUUAAUGCUUGGGCGAUUGGUAGGGAUCCAAAUUAUUGGACUGAGGCUGAUAGAUUCAAUCCAGAAAGAUUCUCUGACAGUACAGUAGAUUACAAGGGAGCUAAUAUGGAGUUCAUCCCAUUUGGUGCUGGAAGGAGGAUGUGUCCUGGCAUAUCAUUUGGUAUUGCUAACGUCGAGAUUCUACUUGCAAAUUUGCUAUUCUAUUUUGAUUGGAAACUCCCUCAUGGAAUGAAGCAAGAAGAAUUAGACAUGGCAGAGUCUUUUGGAGCAGUUGCCAGAAGAAAAAAUGACUUGGGCUUGAUUCCUACUCUGUCCCAUCCAUUGCCAGUUGCAUAACUAUUCCAAGGAAGACGAUGUUGCCUAUUUUGGAUAUUUCUAGGCUAUAAUAAUGUUUGAAAUUAGAAAAUGCUGUUUGUGAAAUUGCUUUCUUCUUAUUAGCAUGCUUAAGGCCUAAUAACGAUAACAAGAAAUAAAGAGAUGGAUGGAAUAAACAUGG